AUGCAUGAAAUAAACUCACCAAAGCUUCUGUUCGAUAAUAUUUUUGUACACUACGCUGAAAACAAUGAUUUAUUUGAACGGGCAUUAUAUGCAUUAAUUGGCACUUCCUUUUUAAGGCUGAAAGACAUACCGAAGUUGACAUCGAAACUUGACACUGCUUCUAGACGUUGUUUAAUCGAAAACUACAACAGAUUAUGUUAUCCGCGGUUACCUGCCAAAGACUAUGAAGAACAGGUGACUAUGAUGGAUUUUGCUUUAGUAUUAGCUUGCGAAGUUAAUCCACCGGAGAUUGUCAUGGAUAAGAUUAUAGCUAUAGUAUGUGCUGAAAACGGUAAUAUUGACGGAGCUGGAGCUAUUUUUCGGCACGUAUUAGAAAAACAAGAAACAAAGAGUUUAGACGCUGCCAUGACCUAUAGUGAUAUAGCAUGGACUCACUACUUACAGGAGCUUUAUGUUUCCGCACUGUACUGUGAAAAUCAAGCAUUUGCUAUUCGAAAAGAAAAAAUGGACGAGAGUUAUCUGCUAUUUGCUGAUCAGUAUCAUUCACUUGGCUGCAUCCACGAAGCAAAGCAAGACUUUCAUAAAGCAACUAUUUGUUACGCCAAAUCUCUAGAAAUAUUGGAAUUAAACUUCGUUAGUAACAAUGUCAUUCAAGAUACAAGCUCAAAAUAUUAUAAAUAUAAAAGCGCGUACGCUAGAUAUACUUUUAAUCGCAAUCCAAAAGCAGCUAACCGCCAUUCAUUUGCAUUCACACCGAUACAACCGAGUCUGGCUGUCGAAAAGACGAGACCAGAGUACCUAAAUUGGAUUAAACAACGUCUCCUAGAAACAGAAUGGCACGAUGCUAAAGAAAUAUAUUAUCACCUUCUCACACUGCCAGAAUGGCUAAAUGAUCCUCAGUUUCUUGAAGAUCGACAAAAGAAUGAUGACCAAGUUAUUGGUGUUCCACCGAAAUGUGUUCUUCGUGAUCGAUUUUUAGUUAUUGAACCUCCAAUCAAAUCUUUUGAUGAAGGACGUCAGUUUAAAGGUUCAGGUUUUCUUGUAGAGGCUGGAAAAUAUAACGGUUUUUCUAGAACUCAUAAAGACAGUGACAACUAUUAUGAAAUUACAGUUGACGCUGCAGCCAAGGGAAUUCUAAAUGAAGGAUUAAGCCUUGGUAAAGAGCAAGAAGCUAGGAAGUUAGCUCAGGAGUUACAAAGUCUGAAGGAUGGUGGUAAAUUCGUAAUGCUUCAAAUGUCCGUCCAACUUUUUACAAAAUCGUCAUUUUUAGACAAGUUAGUCAAUAAAACACUUCUAGAAGGUGAUGACAGUAAAAUGAAGACACUCGGACGCUAUUGUCAUUUACUCGAUCGUUAUUUCGCCGAAAUAGAUGACCAGGCAAAACUUUAUGACAUAAUGGUCUAUGGUGGUGCCAAUCUUAACUUAGCUCUUCUCAGAACAUACAUCGAUGCAAUCGGUACACUCUCAAAAAAAUGGCUUGGCUUUUCAUCGGCGAGUAAAAAUGCGAAACUAGCGGAACUAUUCGGUAAUACAUUAUUCAUCAUCAGAAUGCAUCGAACCUACGGCGAAGGUAUCAAUAAAGUUGCUGAUAUAAGUAAAAUAUCAAAUUUUCCUGAAGAAGAAGAAGUUCUGUUUACAGCUGGUAUUGAGUUUAUAAUUGAAAAAGUUGAAAUACAUUGCACUGGUAAAAAGUUUAGAAUUUAUUUAACAGUUUAUGUUUAG
Molecule: messenger RNA, 1722 nt
Organism: Didymodactylos carnosus
Lineage: Eukaryota; Metazoa; Rotifera; Eurotatoria; Philodinida; Philodinidae
Source: the annotation of a GenBank genome assembly